Molecule: messenger RNA, 1510 nt
Organism: Populus trichocarpa (black cottonwood)
Lineage: Eukaryota; Viridiplantae; Streptophyta; Magnoliopsida; Malpighiales; Salicaceae
Product: ATP synthase gamma chain, chloroplastic
Exons: 1
Coding region: 184-1296 (370 amino acids)
Biological process (GO): proton motive force-driven ATP synthesis
Cellular component (GO): chloroplast thylakoid membrane
Molecular function (GO): proton-transporting ATP synthase activity, rotational mechanism
Source: RefSeq, a predicted model, not a curated record
UUUGGUGUGGCGGCAGCAGCUCAUUUGGUGUAGUGGUAGUAAUGGAUUCUGCUACUAAUGCUGCUGCGGCCGCCAGAGUGAAGGUUUUAGGGUCUGGGACUUUUGCAUUUAGUUCAAUUCAGAGAAAGAGUUGAUGGUACUGAAUGCAAAGAUUUAAUGCUUUAGGAUUUUGAUUGAAAGACAAUGAAUUGCUUAAAUCUAACAACGUUGAUGUCCUCAAAAUCUUGUCUUUCUAGCACUAGUCUACUCUCUUGUCACUCUUCUACCAACCCUUUUCAGCUUCCAAGAUCAUCUUCAAGAUUCUCUCACGUGACCCCAAUUCACUGUGGUCUUCGAGAGCUUAGGAAUCGUAUAAAUUCAGUGAAAAACACACAGAAGAUCACUGAGGCUAUGAAGCUUGUUUCUGCUGCUAAAGUGAGGAGAGCACAAGAAGCUGUUGUUAAUGGUAGGCCUUUUUCUGAAACUCUUGUUGAAGUGCUUUAUUACAUUAAUGAACAGCUUCAAACUGAGGAUAUAGAUAUGCCUUUAACUAAUAUUAGGCCUGUCAAGAAAGUUGCUCUUGUUGUGAUUACUGGUGACAGAGGACUUUGUGGGGGUUUUAAUAAUAAUAUAAUCAAGAUAGCAGAAGCAAGAAUUGCUGUAUUGAAGAAUCAGGGAGUUGAAUAUACUGUAAUCAGUGUUGGAAAGAAGGGUAAAUCUUAUUUUAUUCGUAGGCCGCAUAUUCCUGUUGAUAGGUUUCUUGAAGGAAUGGGUUUUCCUACAGCCAAAGAAGCUCAAGCAAUUGCAGAUGAUGUUUUUUCACUGUUUGUUAGUGAGGAGGUUGAUAAAGUGGAGCUUUUGUACACGAAAUUCGUGUCAUUUGUUAAGUUUGUUCCUGUUAUACAAACCUUGCUCCCGUUAUCACCGAAGGGAAGGAUUUGUGAUAUGAAUGGUGUUAGUGUUGAUGCAGACGGGGAUGAGUUCUUCAGGUUGACUACAAAAGAAGGGAAAUUGGCCGUGGAGAGAGAUGUUGUUAGGACUGAAACGGCAGAGCUCUCUCCAAUUUUGCAGUUUGAGCAGGAUCCAGUUCAGAUUCUUGAUGCCCUGUUGCCUUUGUAUUUGAACAGCCAGAUUUUGAAGGCAUUGCAGGAAUCACUAGCUAGUGAGCUUGCUGCUAGAAUGUGUGCUAUGAGCAAUGCAACUGAUAAUGCUGUGGAAUUGAAGAAGAGCCUUUCAAUCAUUUACAACAGGGAGCGCCAGGCCAAAAUUACAGGAGAGCUAUUGGAGAUUAUUGCUGGUGCCGAUGCCUUAACCUAAUGAAUUCAUCAUGUUAGUCCCUAUACAACUCUGCUUCUCUCCACAAUUAUGCUUCUUUGGAGGUAUAAUUCAAGGGUGAUUCCAUAAUCAUUCAAAUAUGCUUUGUUUUAAAGAAGUUAUUGAGACAAAUGACUUUUUUUUUCCUUUUGUAACUCUCAAACUACUUGUAACAGCUCUGUGCACUAUAAGAAAUGCAAUGUCUUUUAGAACUGAA